AUGGAUGACAAUCGUGAAACGAACCGGGAGGACGUGGAGAACGAGAGGAAGCAGAUAGACAGCCUGACGGCGGCCCUCGCUCAGGAGAAGGAAGCCGGGGAGAAUCUGAUGAACGAACACAGCAAGGAGAGACACGGCAUGAAGAUGCAGAUGGACCGCAACAACGCAGGGUUGCAGGAGCUUCAGCAGCAGCUGGACAGGGAGAAGGAGAAGAGUGCGGGGUCGGAGGCUGCGCUACAGAGGGAGCGUGCGCGCAUGGACGCGCUCAUGUCAGAAGCUGAGGAGGCCGGAAGCAUCGACGCGGGACGAUUCGUCGAUCUAGAAGCCAGCCUGCAGAGCAAGACCGACGAUCUCAACAGCGCACUGCAGCGGGAGAAGACCCUGAGUAAGAAGCUGAAGGCGAUGCUAGAAGCGCGUCAGGGAGCCAGCACCUCUCAGCUGGAGGAUGAGAAGGCGAGGUACGACCUUGAGCGAUGUAAGAACGCAGAGCUGGCGAUGGCGGUGGACGAAGAACGUCGCAAGCUGCUGUCUCUCGCCGCGACGCUCGACAAGGAACGGCUGCGCGCGCGCGACGAACUAGAGCGCGCCACCUCUGCGUCGAACUACGCCGGCAGCCAGCUCAAGAUGGCUGAGGAUGAGUUGAAGGAGCUUCGACGGGCGGUGGAGACGGAGCGUGCGCGCUCGCAGCGACUGGAGCUAGAGCGCGAGCAGCUGCAGCAGGGCCUGCAGGCAGCGAGGGAGCGCGCGCAGGAGAGAGAAUGCCAGCGCGCGGAGGAACGACGCACCGAGAAGCUACAAGCCAUCGAGGCAGAGAAGGAGGGGGAGAAGGACAGACAGAAGCUGGAGCGCUACAAGAAGGAUCGCCUGCAGCAGCGUCACCGCCUGCAGGAGAUGGAGGGAUCGCUCGUGAAGCUGCAGGCUCAGCGUCUGCAAAUCCUCGCACUGCGUCUCCAGGACGUGUCCGCCACCGAGCGACAACGCAGAACGGCUGAUGGUGGAGAAGCAUCCCGAUCGGAGGAGGAAGCCGAGAGGGACGGCUCCGGGAGUUCGGACGAGGUUUCUCCGAUUCGCGGCGACCUCUCUCACGUGCUGAAGGAGAUACGCGGCCUGCGCACGUCCAUCCUGCUCGAGUCGAUGCUAGAGGGUAUGGCCCCCGACCUGCCCGACCUUCACGCGUUCAGCGAGCGAAGCCUGCAGCAGAACGCCGACCUCGUCGGAUACAUCGCCCGCGCCAGCGAGGAGAAGCUGACGCUCCGUCGCGACGUCGCGCGUCUAGAGGAUGAGCUGUGGAGUCUCAAGCGCCGGGACAGCGGUGCGGACGAGUCUACGAGGCGGGCCGUGUCGGCGGUGGAGGAUACGCUGGGGGCGGAACGCACCGCGCACAUACAGCAGACAAUCGAACUAGAGAGGGCGCUGAGAACGUCCGAAGCCGACGUCAUACGGCUGAAGGCCGACCUGAAUAAACAGGAGCACUACGUCGACAAGAUGCGGAGCCUGUACAGGAAGUAUGCGAGAGCGGAGAGCCAUCGAAGAUCACUCGUCUACCAGAAAGCCUACAUUGCACAGAUGCUGCAUGGUUUCCAGGAGACGGAGCGCACCGCUCUGGCGAUGUGUGCGGAGAUGGGAGCCGUACCCGGCGGCAGCGCCCUGCAGAAGUUCAAGUUCUCCAUUCCCUUCAUGAAGUUUCGCAGCGCGGCGCGCGUCGUCAUAGCGAUACAUCGUCUGCAGUCCCUCGUGGCGACAACGAAGCAGCUAACGGCGGGAGGCGGCAGCGGUGGCGACACCGAGAUGCAGAACGGUGAGUCAGCUGUGAUCUAUGACCUGAGCAUGACAGGUGACACUACACCUGUGAGGGACAGGACACAGGUGCGACGACAUCGAGUGACAAGUGACAGGAUCAUGGCGAGCCGGGGGACAGGCAGCAGCCCAGCGUACGCAUCGCUGGCCGGACGACAGAGGCCGAGGCCAUCGUCGACGGGUGCAGCCUCCAGCUACGGCUCCUCCUACACAGACGACUACCUCCAGCGUCUCGGCCGCAUGCGCGAACACAUAGCAGUAAGAUUCGAUCGGGAGUAG
Molecule: messenger RNA, 2076 nt
Organism: Priapulus caudatus
Lineage: Eukaryota; Metazoa; Priapulida; Priapulimorpha; Priapulimorphida; Priapulidae
Product: A-kinase anchor protein 9-like
Exons: 16
Coding region: 1-2076 (691 amino acids)
Biological process (GO): signal transduction
Molecular function (GO): molecular adaptor activity
Source: RefSeq, a predicted model, not a curated record